This is a messenger RNA of Parastagonospora nodorum SN15, 1287 nucleotides long. RefSeq lists its product as hypothetical. Lineage: Eukaryota; Fungi; Ascomycota; Dothideomycetes; Pleosporales; Phaeosphaeriaceae. The coding region runs from base 1 to 1287 and encodes 428 amino acids. The transcript has a single exon. The record is from RefSeq and is a predicted model, not a curated record.
AUGGAGGCCAUGGGAGUCGAGGUAGCGCUCCAUGGAUCCACUUCGGGAGCUACACCGACUUUACUCGAGGAAUUAGUCCAGGACAAUAGCAACACGCAAGCAUCAGAAAAGCACGAGGAGAAUGAAAAGGGCCACCGGCAAGAGCUAAACGGCGGACGCCUUGCGGCAACAUACGUCAUGGCAGGAAUGGGCAAGCUUCGUUAUAGCUCCGAGGUCGACUACCUCACCACAUCAGCGAGUGGCGACAACUACGAAGCGUUGGAUCUUGCUUUGAUCGAGCGUCUCCGGGAUGCUGCAAUCAAAGAAUUGGACUGCCUCGUGUGCUACAACUUGAUGCUAGAUCCCACGACGACAUCAUGUGGUCACACCUUCUGCCGCCGUUGUCUGUCGCGCGUCAUGGAUCAUAGCAACAUUUGCCCUUUCUGCAGGCGAGGCUUGCACGUCCCUGCUUCGCUGCAGCACCAACCUGGAAACGCCAUCCUCAACUCGCUUCUCAAUGGUCUAUGUCCGGACUUGAUCACGGCGCGAGCUGAGGCGCUGAAAGCCGAAGAGCAAGCAGGAGACAAUAUGUUUAGCAUGCCACUGUUUAUCUGCACGCUUUCGCUUCCCGCUAUGCCAACUUUCCUCCACGUUUUCGAACCCCGUUAUCGAUUAAUGAUGAGGCGCGUGAUCGAAGGCAACAAGCAAUUUGGCAUGGUCAUGUACAACCGGUCGUCAGCUUCGCAAGGCAAUCUCGGCACAGCUCCGUUCCUGGAAUAUGGAACACUGCUUGAGAUUGUCAACUACGAAUUGCUUCGCGAUGGGCGCAGCUUCAUCGAGAGCCGCGGCAUCGGUCGUUUCAAAGUCAGGGAUCACGGCAUGCUAGACGGGUACAACGUCGGCCGUGUAGAGCGCAUCGAAGACGUUUCGUUGGCGGAGGAAGGCGCGGCUGAGCAGCGCGAGACGACCAUGGCGCGCGACUAUGCCGAAGUCUUUUUCCGCGAGCACCCGCAAAGCCCACUACCGACGGACGUAGCUAUCGAAGCCUUGUCCACACAACAGCUGCUUGACAGCUGCACAUCAUUCGUUCGGGAAAUGCGGGAGGCUAGCGCACCAUGGCUUCGGGAACGCAUCAUACAAGUGUAUGGUGAACCUCCAGAGGACCCAGCUUUGUUCCCGUAUUGGUUUGCAUCCGUCGUGCCCAUCGUCGAGGAGGAGAAGUAUGUUCUCUUGCGAACCACGCGUGUCCGCGAGCGCCUAAAGAUUGUGUACUCAUGGAUUGGCAGAAUCCGUGGGCAGCGAUGGUAA